CUUCUUCCUUCUUGUCAUGUUCUGCAUACCAUGCCUUCGACUGGAAUCUGGAGGUUUAUUCUAUAUGUUUCAGGACUAUUUAUAUUCACUCUUGCCUGCUUGAACUCGAAUUUUCUCUUCGGAUUUGGCCCCCGGAGUUAUAGGCAACAGCAAGCACCACCUGCAUCUUCACAUCGCCAUGGUUUAAGGCUCCGACACGUCCUUCACCAUGGUGCAGGACAACCGGGACCACGCGCGAGGAGGCUAGACGUCUCCGCUGAGACGAAAAUAAAUGCGCUCGCUGAACCCAGCUUCGGGGCCUUUCCCAUAAAAAUGGCCUCAAUCCGUAUCGACAGACCCGUACCAGACCUUCACGAAUCGCAGCAUUUUAUUUCCCCUUCCUUGCGUUCGCAAGAUGUUCCUGGUCCAGACGUUACCUGCAAAGAGACUAUCAUCAGCUUCGCCUCCAUGGCUGAGGACGCAUACCAUCCGGAUCCCUCAGAUUCACAAUGGUUAGACACCGGUGGAAAAUACAACCAAUCGAUCCCCUUUGGAUGGUGGGACCAUGGUGUUCGAGGGCACGUUUUUGGCGACGAAACUAAUACGACCAUUGUGCUCUCCCUCAAAGGCACCUCCGUAGCUGUCUACGAAGGCAAUGGAACUUCGUUACAAGACAAGGACAACGACAACCUCUUUGGUUCCUGUUGUUGUGGCCAAGGCGGGUCAUAUCUUUGGAGAAAAGUGUGUGAUUGCCAAACCGGCACCUACACGUGCAACGAUAAGUGUGUUAGAGGAGAACUGAGGGAGCCCAAUCGAUACUACGCAGCAACAUUGGAGCUGUAUGAUGAGGUCAUUCAACUCUAUCCGAAAGCGAACAUCAUCACAACUGGCCAUAGUUUGGGAGGCGUUUUGGCUUCCCUAAUUGGCCUGCAGCACAGCGUCCCAAGCGUGACCUUCGAAGCAUAUCCUCAGGCUUUGGCAGCUACUCGUCUUGGACUUCCAGUAUCUGGCGAUAUCUCACCGCUCCGGAAGAACACUGGCGGGUUCCAUUUCGGACACACCGCUGAUCCAGUUUACAUGGGUACCUGCAACAGUGCAUCAAGCUUUUGCUCCAUAGGUGGUUAUGCAUUUGAAACGCUGUGCCAUACAGGCCAAAAGUGUGUGUACGAUGUGGUGAAGGACUGGGGGUGGAGGCAGAGCACUAGUACGCACAGAUUGCGGUAUGCUAUUGAGAAUGUCUACUCAAAGUAUAACGAGACGCCACUGUGUCAAGAUGAAGAUGUAGAUUGCGUCGAUUGCUACUUGUGGAAGUUCGAGAAUGGAACACACACAAAGCCAACUACGACAAUCUUAGGGACCAGCACAACGACUACCAGGACGCGAACUGAGACUUGCAAAACUCCAGGAUGGUGGGGAUGUAAUGACAAGCCAACUCCAACCACAACGGUUGAAACAACUACAAGCGCCUCGGUAUCAACGACUUCAACGAAUACUUGCAAAACGCCUGGUUGGUUCGGAUGCAAAGAUAAGACCACCUCUAUUACCUCAAGUUCAUCAUCUAUCUCGACAACGGCAACAUGCACGAGCCUUGGUUGGUUUGGCCGUUGUCUCGACCCUACCACCACAAUUACAACUACACUAGCAACCGAGGCGGCGUACUGGAGGAUGUCUCCUACACCCACUCUGGCCCCUUCGCAGCAUUUUGUUUACGCAUGAAAUAAAGUAUAUACUAGCGAACGUUUCUUCUUCAACUAUUAAAAUACAAUUAUACAAACUAAGUAAUAUACCGGUAGUUAAGUUUCCUUAAGCAUUGCUUAACUGACUACAAUCUACUGGCCUACAUUCAAGC
This is a messenger RNA of Lindgomyces ingoldianus, 1828 nucleotides long. RefSeq names its product autophagy related lipase-like protein Atg15. The record is from RefSeq and is a predicted model, not a curated record. The transcript has 3 exons. Lineage: Eukaryota; Fungi; Ascomycota; Dothideomycetes; Pleosporales; Lindgomycetaceae. Gene Ontology annotation, molecular function: glycerophospholipase activity. The coding region runs from base 31 to 1695 and encodes 554 amino acids. Gene Ontology annotation, biological process: multivesicular body membrane disassembly; neutral lipid catabolic process; macroautophagy.